Messenger RNA from Planococcus citri (citrus mealybug), 1813 nucleotides. RefSeq names its product small glutamine-rich tetratricopeptide repeat-containing protein beta-like. The record is from RefSeq and is a predicted model, not a curated record. Gene Ontology annotation, biological process: post-translational protein targeting to endoplasmic reticulum membrane. Gene Ontology annotation, molecular function: molecular adaptor activity; protein binding. Gene Ontology annotation, cellular component: membrane; TRC complex. Lineage: Eukaryota; Metazoa; Arthropoda; Insecta; Hemiptera; Pseudococcidae. The coding region runs from base 104 to 1054 and encodes 316 amino acids. The transcript is spliced from 6 exons.
ACUACCGAGCCAUACGUUCUGGAAUCACCAUUACAUUCAUCCUGUGCGUUCUGUAGACAAGAAGUCAUCGUUCAUAUAGUACAAAUUUGAAGAGACUUUUACAAUGGAUCAAAGCGCCCAUGGUUCUCAACAAGCGAUACCUGGCUGUUCGAAAAACAUGCCCAUGAAUCAAACUCAUUCGAUGACUGAUAAUGCGGUAGCUGGUGGAUCUUCAAGCUCCAAUACGUAUAAAAAUCCUGUCCCGAGUUGCUCGAAAAAUGUUUCACUUGCUCCAACGAACUCUAAAAAAGAUGACGAAAAUAACCACAAAUUAUUCUUGAUAGUUUAUAAAUUUUUACAACAACAAAUGGCUGAAAACGAUAGUUUAAGUGCUCUACAAAAAGAAUCUUUGGAAGUUACGAUUCAAUGUUUGGGAUACGCGUUUCAGUUUUACGAAUUUGAUAAUCCUGAUAAUAAUUUGCAAACGCUGUAUGAGUUUUUCGAGAAACAUAAAAAUGAAUUCGCUCAUAAAAAAUAUGAAAUGGAUUCCGAUAGUGAACAUGAAAUCACACCCGAGGACAUUGUUAAAGCAGAAGAAUACAAAGAAAAAGGAAAUCAGUUUAUGCGUGAAGAAAAAUUCCAAGAAGCUCUCGAGUGCUACGACAAAGCCAUACGCUUAAAUCCCGAUGAACCAGCGUUAUAUUGUAAUCGUGCAGCCACCUAUAAUAAUUUGAAAAAAUUCAACGAAGCAAUAGAAGAUUGUAAUAUGGCAUUAUCUUUGAAUCGGUCCUAUGCCAAAGCCUAUAUUAGAAAAGGGUUCGCCUACGAAAGGUUGAAAAACAAUAAAAAGGCGCUGAAAAGCUAUAAAAAAGCUUGUCAAUUAGAACCAGAGAACGAGCAUUAUAAAAAUUUGUACAACGAUGCGAGUAAACGGCUUAAACAGAAGCAAGAUGAAUCUACGUCUACUUAUAACACCAUGUUUUUAGGACCGAGCGUCUCAUCGUUACCUUUCGCGCAACUUCCUGAAUUCGAUAAUUUAAUGCAGUCGCUGUUUAGUUCAGUGGAAAGGCAAUGAGACGGUGUUCGGAAGUGCUCGUAUGGUAUUUUUUUGGAAGUUUGAAAAUCGUUUUUGAUAUGUUUAUAUUUUAUAAGACUUUAUUUUUUUGAGAAAAUCCAUUUUGUUUUUGAAAUAGUGUUGUAGAAUAAUAUUUAUCAACCUAAUACAUAAUUCUUGGCGAAGAAAAAAAAUGGAGAUGUAUCUACAUCUACAUCAUAAUUUAAAAUGCACUUUUACUUACAGUUCCAUCGUGUAAAAUCGAAUUUAAAUUCCGAAAAGAAUGCUUUUGCAUUAGGCAUUGAUGGUAUCAUUUUAAAUGUAUGUUACAGAAAUUUAAACUGAAUUUUGUAAAUGUGAUACAAUAUGUGAUUUUAUUUGAAAAAGAAAUUUUGGUUGCGUUGGAUUUGAUAUUCGUAUUUUUCAUAACUUUCACAGUAAUCGUCAAAUCACAAGCAAAAUAAUGAUUAUAUGUAUUUAACGCAAUCUGAUUAUUUUAAUUGUAUUGUACAAUUUUUUGGUGGUUAUGAAAUAUGGUAAUACAUAGUUUGAAAAAUUGAAGAAUUGACGGUGUUCAUGAUUUUUUAUCAAGGUUACCGUUCAUGUCUCUCGUGAAUUAACACUACGCGUUGCAGGUAUUUAUUUUUUACGAUAAAUUUUGAAGUACUUAUUCGUAAUAUUUAUGUUGUUACAAACUGCAUCAUACUUUUUUGGUAAUUUUGUUUUAUCUUAUUCAAUUAAUGGAAAUAUAAAUUUAUUCGAACUCUCGAAUUUAUUGAA